GCCAACAUGGGAGGAGCCGCCGGGCCGGCCGCGGGACGGGGCACGGCCCGCCGGAAGGUGUCGGGCAGCGGCAUGGGCACGGUGCAGGGCACUGGCGGCAUGGGCACGGCGCGGGGCACUGGCGGCACGGCCCCGGUGCGGGACAGCGGCGGCAUGGGCACGGUGCGGGACAGCGGCGGCGUGGCCCGGGGGCUCCUUCCCCUGCUCCUCGUGGCUGUCUUAAUUAUUGAAACACAGUGCAAAAAUGAUACUGAAGCUCUAAUAACAUACAACAGGAAGAUAAUUUCCAGGAGGGAAGUUAAGUGCAACAAGGAUGAAUACCCUUUAGAUACUCAGUGUUGCAAGAAAUGUAAAAGUGGUUUUGUUAAAAAUGUCUCCUGCCCAACAGAUACUAUCAAACACUGUGUUCCAUGUGAGAAAGGAAAGGAAUUCAUGAAUCACCCCAACGACUUGGACAAAUGUUGGAGAUGCAAAUUGUGUGACAGCAAAUUUGGUUUGGAGGUUGUAAAGAACUGUACCCCAGAAGAGGACACGCAGUGUGCCUGUGCACAGAACUAUUUUUGCAGUCCUGUAGGAUGUGACAGUUGCAUGCAAUGUACCAUAUGUGAAAGCGGUGUAAUUGAGAAACAAUGUACUUCAACUUCAGACACUGUAUGCGGAACAAAAGAACCAGAAACCCUGUGGUGGGUCAUUGCUUUGGUAGCUUCUGUAGCACUGCUAGCAAUAGUUGGAGCAAUAUGGUGGUGCAAGAGGAAACAUAAGGGUCUUACAAUCAAUGAGCACCUCAAUAACGGAGUUUACAAACCAGAGCCUUACGAGAGUGUACUUCUCAUAGACACAGAUGCUGACCUGAGCAACCACAUUCCUGGUAUUGUGGCAGAGAUGACACUUGCAGAAGUCAAGAAAUUUGUUCGCCACAACAAUGUAUCGGAACCUGUCAUAGACCAAAGCAUUCAGGAUUGUCAUGGUGAUACAUCUGAACAGAAGAUUAGGCUGUUUCGAGACUGGUACCAAAGUCAUGGGAUGAAGGGAGCCUAUGGAACCCUAAUAAGCAGCCUGAGAGAGUUAAAAAUGUGUGCUGCAGCUGAUAAAAUUGAGGAAAAACUAAAGGCAGCUAUUUCCAGCUCCCAGGAUGGGGGACGGUCUUAUAAUCCUGACACAGAGCAAAGCAAAACUUGCACUCUAGAGGGUAGAAAUUCUUACAAUGAUAGUGCUGAGCUAAGUAAAGCCUAUACUGGUAGUUUGGAAGAGACCUAGAGCAGAAUAAUUUGAAAAUUAUUUCUGAAUUAGUAUUUUUCUAAUAUAAAUAAAAGAGCUUUAAAAUGGCAUUUUCACUGGCAGUUCUGGUUGAGCUCAAGUAAAUUAUUAUAUGCCAAAGGAAUAAUUACAAAUUUUGUAGCAAUAUCUUUCCUUUAAAAAAAGUUUAGCCUUAUUUGGUUGUUAAGGCCUGGAAGAAGUAUUAUGACUUGUUUACUAAAAGGUGCAAUAUAAGACUCCAGCCAGAGGAUUCAUUACGAGAGGAAAAAAGUCAUUAUUUGAAGAAAAGGUAUGGUUUAAAUGCAUGGUCCUGCAUUAUUUAAUCAAUGUAAGGUUUUGCUUACAUUAAAAAUGCAGGAUGUUCCUGUUUUUUGAAGUGAAAACUCUGGUAUUAUGAGUCUAGAAAGUGUACCAGGAAGAAUACUUGAAAAAAAAGUUACUUGCCUUAUAUAUGAUUGAGAUAUAGGUGUUGCUGUGUAGAUUCUACUCUGCUGCAAAUACAAUUUCUUUCAUAAAAGCACUUCUGUGUGUAUAUGGAGUUUUGUAUAUGUGUUCAAGUUUUCCGUACAGAAAGCUCACAGUUCUAGGUAAAAAUUAUUAUUUCUAUUGUUCUCAGCAAUGUUUGUAAGCCUCUUCUAAUGUUAGAACCCUUCAAAGAAAUAGGAGCUGAAGGGUUAGCAGCACAACAGAACCAUCAUUUCUGGAAGGCAACCUUUGGAGUGCAUGAAGCUUUUCUAAUGCAGAAACUGAUGCAAUGAAAACAAUUUUUUUAUUAAAAAAAUAUCUGCAUAA
This is a messenger RNA of Parus major (Great Tit), 2049 nucleotides long. RefSeq names its product Fas cell surface death receptor (gene FAS). Gene Ontology annotation, biological process: negative regulation of apoptotic process; motor neuron apoptotic process; regulation of stress-activated MAPK cascade. NCBI's taxonomy places the organism in Eukaryota, Metazoa, Chordata, Aves, Passeriformes, Paridae. Bases 7 to 1257 code for a protein of 416 amino acids. The record is from RefSeq and is a predicted model, not a curated record. The transcript is spliced from 9 exons. Gene Ontology annotation, molecular function: tumor necrosis factor receptor activity; protein binding. Gene Ontology annotation, cellular component: CD95 death-inducing signaling complex; external side of plasma membrane; membrane raft.